CGGAGAGUAAGAUAACCGCUUUAUAGCUGUUUAUAGCUUCUUAUUCUUUCAUUCUGUAUGUGCAUUUAAUGCAUCAUGCGAGGAAUAAAUAAUUGGAUAAAAAGUACGUAUCGAUCAAUGAUGCAGAAUUUAUGCGCAAAGACUUUUAAAUAAGCGAAUUAAAUCAUUCUUCAACGGCUAUAUACACUGGUGUGCAGUAGUAUAUUGCGCUACAAUAGUAAUGCGCUAUAAGUCAGAUUUUAUGUUUUGUACAUUGAGGAAAUAUUAAUUUAUAUUGUGCCACAAUAAAUAAAUAAUAUUUUGUAUUAAAAUGUUUCCUAAUAUCCAGAAGAAGGACUAUAGAGUCCUGGAUUUAAUACGUCAAAGAGAAAUACAAGACUCAGUAACACACAUAAUUUUACAAAAACUACAUGUUACUGAAAAUUUGAUAUCACGUCUGGGUUUAGAAAAAGAAUUAAAUGGUCAUUCGGGAUGUGUCAAUUGUUUAGAAUGGAAUGAAACUGGGCAAGUGCUUGCAUCAGCAUCAGAUGACAAAGAUAUUAUAUUGUGGGAUCCUUUUCGUUAUGAAAAAAAAUUGGUACUUCAUUCAGGCCAUCGCGGAAAUAUUUUCUCUGUAAAAUUUAUGCCAAAAUCAAAUGACAGUGUACUGGUGUCAGGUGCAGCCGAUUGUAGAAUUCGAGUUCAUGAUCUUACACUCUCCGAACCAAUAUUUACGUGUAAAUGUCACAAACAACGUAUAAAGCGCAUCGCUACCGUUCCCAGUAUACCAUUUUUAUUUUGGAGCGCUGGAGAAGAUGGUCUCUUUUUGCAAUAUGACAUUCGUACACCGCAUGUUUGCAAAAGUAAUGAUCACAGUGUACUUGUGAAUCUGGUUUAUCAUACGGGUUGUUAUGCAGAGGGCAAGUGCAUUGCUGUAAACCCGAGGAAACCUGAACUAAUAGCCAUCGGUGCUAAUGACGCUUACAUCCGAAUGUAUGAUCGACGAAUGAUAAAACUCUCGCAGGUUCCUCCAUCUCCUUCUAUACAUGAUAAUUCAAAUGGGGGAAAUAUUAGCACGUAUCGAGCAGGUAAAGGUGAUCCAGAUGACAAUAUUCCACUGGGUAGUGCACAAUAUUUCAUUGCAGGUCAUCUCCGCUCUCGUGAUGGUACCAGGAGCAUUACAACCACCUAUUUGACAUUCAGCGACGAUGGAAAUGAGUUACUCGUGAAUAUGGGAGGAGAACAAAUUUAUUUAUUUGACAUCAACGAUUCGAACAGUUCGAAAAAAAUUUUCGGUUCAUCCUGGAGAUCUCCAGGAUCAAUUGAGCAAGAUCAAAGACUUGAUGAAUAUUAUAUGAAACAGAAUGAUGUAGACGAAACAGGAGAUUUUGUAGAUAAAAAUGUAAAGAUAUUGCCACCACAUGUUGAAGAAAUAAAGCGCCUUGCAAAUGAAGGCUUUGAGCAGCAGAAAUAUUCAUUAGCAAUUAAUUUGUAUAAUAAAGCAAUUUCAAACUGUCCAACUGCAGCAGUAUUGUUUGCUAAUCGAGCAGCUGCUUAUAUGAAACGCGCUUGGGAUGGUGAUAUUUAUGCUGCUUUACGAGAUUGUAAGACAACAUUACUUCUUGAUCCAGAACAUGUAAAAGCUCAUUUUAGAUUGGCACGUUGCCUAUUUGAUUUAAAUCGAUCAAUUGAAGCAGACAAGGUGCUCAAGAGUUUUAAACAAAAAUUUCCAGAAUAUGCAUCUAAUUCAGCAUGUAGAGCGUUAAAGAUGGACAUAAAGGAAGCUAUCGAUGCCGGUAACACUAUUAUAUUUUGUAUUAAAAUGUUUCCUAAUAUCCAGAAGAAGGACUAUAGAGUCCUGGAUUUAAUACGUCAAAGAGAAAUACAAGACUCAGUAACACACAUAAUUUUACAAAAACUACAUGUUACUGAAAAUUUGAUAUCACGUCUGGGUUUAGAAAAAGAAUUAAAUGGUCAUUCGGGAUGUGUCAAUUGUUUAGAAUGGAAUGAAACUGGGCAAGUGCUUGCAUCAGCAUCAGAUGACAAAGAUAUUAUAUUGUGGGAUCCUUUUCGUUAUGAAAAAAAAUUGGUACUUCAUUCAGGCCAUCGCGGAAAUAUUUUCUCUGUAAAAUUUAUGCCAAAAUCAAAUGACAGUGUACUGGUGUCAGGUGCAGCCGAUUGUAGAAUUCGAGUUCAUGAUCUUACACUCUCCGAACCAAUAUUUACGUGUAAAUGUCACAAACAACGUAUUAAGCGCAUCGCUACCGUUCCCAGUAUACCAUUUUUAUUUUGGAGCGCUGGAGAAGAUGGUCUCUUUUUGCAAUAUGACAUUCGUACACCGCAUGUUUGCAAAAGUAAUGAUCACAGUGUACUUGUGAAUCUGGUUUAUCAUACGGGUUGUUAUGCAGAGGGCAAGUGCAUUGCUGUAAACCCGAGGAAACCUGAACUAAUAGCCAUCGGUGCUAAUGACGCUUACAUCCGAAUGUAUGAUCGACGAAUGAUAAAACUCUCGCAGGUUCCUCCAUCUCCUUCUAUACAUGAUAAUUCAAAUGGGGGAAAUAUUAGCACGUAUCGAGCAGGUAAAGGUGAUCCAGAUGACAAUAUUCCACUGGGUAGUGCACAAUAUUUCAUUGCAGGUCAUCUCCGCUCUCGUGAUGGUACCAGGAGCAUUACAACCACCUAUUUGACAUUCAGCGACGAUGGAAAUGAGUUACUCGUGAAUAUGGGAGGAGAACAAAUUUAUUUAUUUGACAUCAACGAUUCGAACAGUUCGAAAAAAAUUUUCGGUUCAUCCUGGAGAUCUCCAGGAUCAAUUGAGCAAGAUCAAAGACUUGAUGAAUAUUAUAUGAAACAGAAUGAUGUAGACGAAACAGGAGAUUUUGUAGAUAAAAAUGUAAAGAUAUUGCCACCACAUGUUGAAGAAAUAAAGCGCCUUGCAAAUGAAGGCUUUGAGCAGCAGAAAUAUUCAUUAGCAAUUAAUUUGUAUAAUAAAGCAAUUUCAAACUGUCCAACUGCAGCAGUAUUGUUUGCUAAUCGAGCAGCUGCUUAUAUGAAACGCGCUUGGGAUGGUGAUAUUUAUGCUGCUUUACGAGAUUGUAAGACAACAUUACUUCUUGAUCCAGAACAUGUAAAAGCUCAUUUUAGAUUGGCACGUUGCCUAUUUGAUUUAAAUCGAUCAAUUGAAGCAGACAAGGUGCUCAAGAGUUUUAAACAAAAAUUUCCAGAAUAUGCAUCUAAUUCAGCAUGUAGAGCGUUAAAGAUGGACAUAAAGGAAGCUAUCGAUGCCGGAAAAGAUAUCACCCAAACUAGGCAGACAUUCCUUCCACUAUCAGAAUAUGAACAAGAAUGGAGGCAUAAUACAAUCGACUACAAAAUGAGAUUCUGUGGACAUUGUAAUACUACAACUGACAUAAAAGAAGCCAACUUCUUCGGAAAUAAUGGUCAAUACAUAGUAGCUGGGUCAGAUGAUGGUUCCUUUUUUAUCUGGGAUCGUAAUACUACCAAUAUCGUACGUGUGCUGCGAGGAGACGAAAGAAUCGUUAAUUGUUUACAACCACAUCCAUCUAUGUGCUUGUUAGCUACUAGUGGCAUUGAUCCAGUGAUCAGAUUAUGGAGUCCAUGGCCAGAGGAUGGUAGUGUGAAUGAAAGAGAAAUUCAGAAUCUAGAUGAUGCUGCAUCAGCCAACCAAAUACGCAUGAACAGUGAUCCAUUUGAAUUAAUGCUCAUGAACAUGGGAUACAGAUUUCCCGUCCCUCAGCACGAAUUUAGUGAUGAAGACAGUGAAGAUCAGCAUGAUCAGCCGAUAACACAAGCUUUAAAUUGUAGACCAAGUUAAAUUUUGCAA
Messenger RNA from Acromyrmex echinatior (Panamanian leafcutter ant), 3823 nucleotides. It is a transcript of the gene adp, whose product is annotated as WD and tetratricopeptide repeats 1. Gene Ontology annotation, molecular function: protein binding. Lineage: Eukaryota; Metazoa; Arthropoda; Insecta; Hymenoptera; Formicidae. The record is from RefSeq and is a predicted model, not a curated record. Gene Ontology annotation, biological process: negative regulation of fatty acid biosynthetic process. Gene Ontology annotation, cellular component: cytoplasm; Cul4-RING E3 ubiquitin ligase complex.